This is a messenger RNA of Phaethon lepturus (White-tailed tropicbird), 1976 nucleotides long. RefSeq names its product glutamate receptor ionotropic, kainate 3. Gene Ontology annotation, molecular function: transmitter-gated monoatomic ion channel activity involved in regulation of postsynaptic membrane potential; kainate selective glutamate receptor activity. The transcript has 12 exons. Gene Ontology annotation, cellular component: kainate selective glutamate receptor complex; postsynaptic membrane; plasma membrane. The annotation marks the transcript as partial. Gene Ontology annotation, biological process: synaptic transmission, glutamatergic; modulation of chemical synaptic transmission; monoatomic ion transport. NCBI's taxonomy places the organism in Eukaryota, Metazoa, Chordata, Aves, Phaethontiformes, Phaethontidae. The record is from RefSeq and is a predicted model, not a curated record.
GAGGAAUCUUUGAGUAUGCAGAUGGCCCCAAUACCCAGGUUAUGAGUGCUGAGGAGCAAGCCUUCAGAUUUUCUGCCAAUAUUAUUAACAGAAACAGAACUCUGUUGCCUAACACAACACUAACCUAUGACAUUCAGAGGAUACACUUCCAUGACAGCUUUGAAGCAACUAAGAAAGCCUGUGACCAGCUCGCUCUGGGGGUCGUAGCAAUAUUCGGACCUUCCCAAGGCUCCUGUACCAAUGCUGUCCAGUCUAUUUGCAAUGCCCUGGAAGUCCCCCACAUACAGCUUCGAUGGAAGCAUCACCCUUUGGAUAACAAGGACACUUUCUAUGUCAACCUGUAUCCCGACUAUGCUUCUCUUAGCCAUGCCAUUCUGGACCUUGUGCAGUACUUGAAAUGGAGGUCAGCCACUGUGGUUUACGACGACAGUACAGGCCUCAUACGGCUGCAGGAGCUCAUCAUGGCCCCAUCAAGGUACAAUAUCCGGCUGAAAAUCCGCCAGCUCCCGCUGGACACCGACGAUGCCCGGCCGCUGCUGAAGGAGAUGAAGCGGGGCAGGGAAUUCCGCAUCAUCUUUGACUGCAGCCACCUGAUGGCAGCUCAGAUCCUCAAGCAGGCCAUGGCAAUGGGAAUGAUGACAGAAUACUACCACUUCAUCUUCACCACUCUGGAUCUUUAUGCAUUAGACCUAGAACCAUACCGCUACUCUGGAGUGAACCUGACCGGCUUCCGGAUCCUCAAUGUGGAGAACCCGCACGUGUCCUCCAUCAUCGAGAAGUGGUCCAUGGAGCGGCUGCAGUCCGCGCCCAAGGCCGAGCUGGGACUGCUCGAUGGUGUGAUGAUGACAGAUGCUGCCUUGUUGUACGACGCGGUGCACGUGGUCUCCGUCUGCUACCAGCGUGCCCCUCAGAUGACCGUGAACUCCCUGCAGUGCCAUCGGCACAAAGCCUGGAGGUUCGGUGGCCGCUUCAUGAAUUUUAUAAAAGAGGCCCAAUGGGAAGGAUUAACGGGACGAAUUGUCUUUAAUAAAACUAGCGGUUUACGGACCGAUUUUGAUUUGGAUAUCAUCAGCCUCAAAGAAGAUGGUCUCGAAAAGGUUGGAGCGUGGAGCCCUUCUGACGGUUUGAACAUCACGGAAAUUUCCAAAGGACGAGGGCCUAAUGUCACCGACUCGCUGAGCAACAGAUCCCUAAUUGUCACCACGGUCCUGGAGGAGCCCUUUGUCAUGUUCCGUAAGUCCGACACGGCCCUGUUCGGGAACGACCGCUUUGAGGGUUACUGCAUCGACCUGCUGAAGGAGCUGGCCAUCAUCCUGGGCUUCACCUACGAGAUCCGGCUGGUGGAGGACGGAAAAUACGGGGCACAGGAUGAGAAGGGGCAGUGGAACGGCAUGAUCAAGGAGCUCAUUGACCACAAAGCCGAUCUGGCUGUCGCUCCUCUCACCAUCACCCACGUUCGGGAGAAAGCGAUCGACUUCUCCAAGCCCUUCAUGACCCUGGGGGUCAGCAUCUUGUACCGGAAGCCCAACGGGACCAACCCCAGCGUGUUCUCCUUCCUCAACCCCCUGUCUCCUGACAUUUGGAUGUACAUCCUCCUUGCCUACUUGGGGGUCAGCUGCGUGCUGUUUGUCAUAGCCAGGUUCAGCCCAUACGAGUGGUAUGAUGCUCAUCCCUGCAACCCAGGAUCAGACAUCGUGGAGAAUAACUUCACCCUACUGAACAGCUUCUGGUUUGGGAUGGGAGCACUGAUGCAGCAAGGCUCUGAGCUGAUGCCCAAAGCACUGUCUACACGGAUCAUUGGUGGCAUAUGGUGGUUCUUCACCCUAAUUAUCAUCUCGUCCUACACGGCCAACCUUGCCGCCUUCCUGACAGUGGAGAGGAUGGAAUCCCCCAUCGACUCAGCAGAUGACUUGGCAAAGCAGACAAAAAUAGAGUACGGGGCAGUGAAGGAUGGAGCUACUAUGACCUUCUUCAAG